CUGGGCAGGAACGUCACUAGAUGAGAGAUGACAUCUGUGGACAAUAGCUUUAGCUUUACUGUUCAAGUGAAAUCACUCUCUGAGACAACAUGUCUAUAACAACCUGCCAGAAGGUUACUCUCAUAUCAUGCUCCGUUCUCUGUGUUUCUCUUUUCCUGCCCAGAAUGCUUUUACCCAGAGCGAGGAAGGAGAUGGAGCAGCCGGAGGUUGGGCCUGGAUUUUACCCUCCUGUGAUGCAUCGACUGUCUCUGCCAGACGACUCGGAGCAGUGGGGGGUGGACCCCUCGUACUCCAUGACACACAGUGCAGAGGCCAUGGCCAAAGUUAAGGGCAUCGGUCGAGGCAAGAAAUACAACCUGAUAGCUCAAGUGAUACCAAUAUACGGCUUUGGAAUCCUUCUCUACAUCAUCUUUAUAAUCUACAAGCUGACUUGUAAGAAUAAGACAAAAGAGUCAGGAAACGACACAACAGGUACCAGGACACACGUGGAGAACACGAUAACAACAGAUUUCCAGCUCGCCAGGCUUCAGGACAGACUGCUGCAGUCCGAGAGGAUAAUGGAGAGGAUUGCCUCCCGAAAGAGUUCUGCUUCGGGGAGUGGCAGAAGGAGGAAGAGUAAAACUACAACAUCAAAGAAGGAGGAGAAAUUACUCAGGCAACUUCGACAGACCUCACAGCUGAUGCAAGACGGCCGCCUGGAGGCAGCCUCCCCGGAGAUGGAGGCGGAGGAGGUCCCCUAUGGUGCAGACUGGGAAGGCUACCCAGAAGAGACCUACCCAGAAUACAAUGACAAUCUCAGCAUCAGAUGUAGAUUUGACACCGUGACAUUGGAGGAACCCCGCAACCAGCUUACUGCCGAGGCCCUGGCUGAGAGGAUGGAGCAGGAGGAGGAAGAGGCCAUGGCAAGAAAGCUGUCCAUUGUGCACGAGGAGGAUGAAGAGCAAGAGGAGGUGGAGGGAGAGGGAGAGGAAGAGGAAGAGGAGAAUGAAGAUGAAGAAGUGGAGGAAGUAGUGGAGGAUGUAGAGGUGGGGGAAGAAGGGGAGGAAGAGGAGGAGGAGGAGGAGGAAGAGGAGGAGGAGGAGGAGGAGAAAAGGCAGCUGCUCAGUCCUCGUUUAUCGAGGCCCGCUGCAGAGAGGAAGCAGGAGAGACUCGGUUUGGAGGUGAGCAAAGAGCUGCAGUGUCACAUUGGAGGGAAGAAGCAAAUAAGCUUCAGUGACCAUGAGGAUGUGUUCCACUACCCUAAAGAGGACACUUGUGAGGGAGAGGAGGAAGAGGAGGAAGAGGAGGAGGAGGUGGAGGAGGAAGAUGAGGGGAAAGAGGUAGAAGAGGAGGCUGAUGAAGAUGAUCCAGUGAUGGAGGCAGAGAGUCUCCAGUUCAGUUGUGAAAGUUGCCCGAACCCGGAGGAAGAAGCCGAGGAGGAUAAAGAGGAGUAUUCGUCCGCUACUGAAGAGGGUGAUGGUCGUACACAUGCAGACGUGCCCAAAGAAGUGGGAGUGAGCGGGCUGAGGAUGAGGAACAGGAGAGAGACGUGAAGGCCUUGACCUUCAGCUGGUUUUUAAACAUCAGUCUUCCUCAUACUGUCUCGUGUUUCUUGUCCUUUGUGUGUAAAACAUAGAACCCAAGCUCAAGAACAACCUCCUUUCCCAGAAUUCAUAUAAAGGUUCUUAAGAUUUUAACAUGCAAUUAAUUACAUGUCUAAUAACCUUUUCUCAAAGGUGGUUUGGUGAAACGUCAGGAGUCGCUGCUGGGACCGACUGGUGAUUGGUUGAGCAUGUGCAUCAGCUAAACUUUGAUAAGAGAUGUCAUCAGUAAAAGACGGCAGUAUGUUGGAGGAAGUGGAGUCAUGUCAUCCGUCGACAGUCUAUGGAGGAAAGACAGUUACAGUAUUGUUCAGUCAUAUUCAAGACUAACCGAUGUGAUUGACUGAUAGCAAUUUCCUUUCUCUUAGUUUGUCUUUGAAAGAACAGAACACAUGUUUUGAAUUACUGAAGUUUAAUUUUUUUGCCAUGAUCAAAUAACUGUGUCUAUACCACCACAGUAGAUUGUACACCGUUUACUGUACAUUACAAUGAAAGCACUAGAAACAGAAGAUGAGCGAACUUUUGGCUCCUGGACACACGUAUGAAAAGCAAACUUUACAGCAAGAGUAUUAACGAUUUUAAAAUAGAAAUUUAAAAUAGUUAGAACACAGCUGAAUACAAGAAUAGCACAUUUGAUAAAGAUUUCCUCAUAAACCACAGUAACAAUAGCGGUAUCAGAGAUUGUUCUUUGCCUUCAUUCAGCAUCUUUUUUUCCCCCCCCAACGAUCAUAAAAUACAAAAUACCAUCAUAUAUUUGAGAAAGUAUACUGCCCCCAUGAGGAGCAAACAGGAAUAAUAUCUGAAGUAUAAAUGUGAACAGCGAUAAACGUGUGAUAGAAACUUACUGCCAGGAAUGUACCACGCUCCACAACAGAGGAGCGAACAAAACAAAGAUGUAGAGAGCAACAACUGAGUUGUGAGUGUGCACAAUGAAAAUGAUUAUUCACUUCUUUAAUGUGUGCUGAGGGCUGAAAAUAUAAUUUAAAUAUUUACGGUCAAUCACAAAUGUGACAUGCACUUUGGAUUAUCAUCCUACAGAGGUUUGCAGCCACUAGAUAUUUAAUCAGUCGGAAUGGAUUUUCACAAUAGGCAUCUUGAUUAAAAGUAGCUACAGAGAAAUAUCCAAUGCAUGUUUCGGAGAAGCAAGAAUCGCAGAGACCCGAUCGAGCUCAGCUGAUUUCACGACCGCAGCUUAACACUGGAAUUAGUCUUCAAAGGCACAAUAAUGUAUGUACAGUUAUAUCUCAUCCACGAUAGACCUCAAAGUAAAGUGCACCGUCGUCCUAUACAAAUACAUACAUGACACUGGCACAAUCUUGUGUAUGGUUCACAGCACAGUGUAACAUUUGCCCUGUUCAUGUCCAAAGUCGCUAAUUGUUAUGUGUGGAUACAAGAGAUAAUACUUGGUGUGAGGCUAAUUUAUGUGCUUGCAGCUCGAUGGAGUCAAUACUGCAGAUGCAAAUGACGACACAACUUAAAAUGAACAUGUAAUAAAUACAUAAAUAACAAAAUAAAUAUCGUGACAUGCAUGUUAUUUUUUAAUUCAGUAACUAUAUGAUCAGUAUUCAUGCUUGAGGAAGUUUUUUUUUGAGUGGCAAAUAAAAGUUAACUUUUAAAACUUACUGAUGUUUAGCUGUUAGUGAUAAUUUACAGAUGACGAAAUGUUAAGUUUCUCUCACUACUACAUGAAGAACAGUGUUUUUUUUAAAUGCCGUUACAGUACAAAAUGACUAUAGUUAUCAAAACAACUGGAUUUGAUUUUGAAAGUGGAUUUCUCUUUGUGCUUGUUUUC
Paralichthys olivaceus (Japanese flounder) is the source of this 3372-nucleotide messenger RNA. It is a transcript of the gene ric3a, whose product is annotated as RIC3 acetylcholine receptor chaperone a. Gene Ontology annotation, cellular component: neuronal cell body; intracellular membrane-bounded organelle; neuron projection. Gene Ontology annotation, biological process: protein localization to cell surface; synaptic transmission, cholinergic. The record is from RefSeq and is a predicted model, not a curated record. NCBI's taxonomy places the organism in Eukaryota, Metazoa, Chordata, Actinopteri, Pleuronectiformes, Paralichthyidae.